Messenger RNA from Clunio marinus, 210 nucleotides. NCBI's taxonomy places the organism in Eukaryota, Metazoa, Arthropoda, Insecta, Diptera, Chironomidae. The record is from the annotation of a GenBank genome assembly.
AUGAGCCGUAAAAAGCAUUUUGUGGUAAAUAUUCCCACGCUUGCCAUCAGGCAUAAGAGACCUUUCGCCGUAAUUAGUUUUGAUCACGAGGUGAAUGUCACGAGUUUUAUUGAUGCUGAAGAGAAAGUUGAACUACGUCAUCAAGAAUGCUUUCAAAGCCAUCAAAAUGCUUUCUUAGCUUCUAAGAAUAUAAAAUGUUUGAAAUUGUAG